Molecule: messenger RNA, 2924 nt
Organism: Mercenaria mercenaria
Lineage: Eukaryota; Metazoa; Mollusca; Bivalvia; Venerida; Veneridae
Product: EMILIN-2-like
Exons: 2
Coding region: 415-1191 (258 amino acids)
Molecular function (GO): protein binding
Source: RefSeq, a predicted model, not a curated record
GUUUUAUCACAAAGGUUAACUUCAACAUUGAAGUAUAAACGGUCAUGUUCUCUCAUACCGUCAUGGCGAUGACUAUCAUAAAGUAUGGGGUGGUCGGGAAUGAUUAAUAUCAGUUGUAUCACAAACGUUUACCUCAAUAUGAAAGUGGAAACGAUCAUUUGCUUACGCAUUCCUUCGAGUAAAAUACUGUUAAAGACAAUGUGAAACAAACAGUAAUUCCGACAAAUUUCCAUUUUAUUUGUGUGCUGCAAAUUGUACUCUUUUCCACAAGUGAACGCUGGUUUUCGGGAACUAAACGUUCUAUAAGAACAUUUUACUAUAAUAAUUACCCGGGAACUAAACGUAUUGUAAGAACAUUUUGCUAUUAACAAUUUUAAGAUAUUUAACAAAUAUACAGGAAAUUAAAGCAGCAAAAUGGAAGUGAUUCUUUCACGCUUUAUUUUGUUAUGUUUGCUCUUAACACCAACAACUUCUGAACCAGUUUGUUCUAAAUUUGCCUAUGAGGAACAACUGCUGGAGAAAAUGGUGAAAGUGGAAUUUAAUGUUGGGCAGAUGGAAAAGGAAAUUAAGAAUACCAACAUUCUUGUUCUUGAAUCAUUACAGCAACUGAAACAAAAUUGGGAGAAGGUGACCGAUGAAUCUAAAGCGAUGGAAAUGGAAGCCAGAAAAGUGUUAAAUGAGAACAAAGAGAAUAUAUCGAAAGAAAUCGACGAUCUACGAGCAGAAAAGGCAAAGGCAGCGGAGGAAUAUGACGAAAAGAUAAUGCAGUUAGAAGGAGCAGUUUCUGUGCCAAAUAUUGCGUUUAAAGCCAGAAGCCCCUCCUCGCUUGACCCAAAAGAGAACAAAGUGAUUGUUUUUACCAAGAACAUUGUAAAUAUUGGAAAUGCCUAUAACAAUGCCACAGGGAUAUUUACAGCACCAAUAGAUGGCACAUAUCUUUUCACAAGUCAGCUCUGUCUCGUACCUGAAAAAAGUAUCUCAUUUGGUAUUUAUAUUGAUGACACGUUAUACACCGUGGGAAGGUUCUAUGAAAAAAACUUUCACACUUGUUUUAUUGUUGAAACAACAGCUGUCAUGUUAGCUAACCAGAGGGCGUCAGUAAAAAGUUGGAGUGCGUCUGCAGGAAGUAUACUGUAUGAAGACACAAAACAUCGAUGGUGUAUGUUUUCUGGGACUUUAAUUCAUAAGUAAAUGUACUAUUUUGUUAAUGUAGAAGAUGAAAAUGCGAGUCGUCACAAUAAAAUGGUGGAACCUUCAUGCACGUCAAUAUGGAGAACUAUACAUUGUAUUUACGGAUGUAACAAACUAAAGUAUACUUAAACAUUAUACAUAAAAUUGAGUAAGUUGUAUAGUCCAAGACUUCAUGUAAUCUAAAGCCUUAGUUGGUACAUUCAUGUAACAAAUACUUAGGUGACUUUUUAAAUGAGUAAGGAGAUGUUAGAGAACGAAUAUUUGUAGGAAUGUUAUUCCAGUAAUGUGAAAAAGAAGCUUUCAUGUAAUUAGUUCGUUGUUCAGGUGUUUGAAAUCGAUCUAUUACUGGAAAAGUUGAGCAAUUUUUUAAAUAUAAUUGGGUGAUAGGUUUUUCUGAGCUUUAUACACCAAGACCGCCGCGUGAUUCAGUUCAUUAAAUAAUAUAGUAAAUAAUUAAAUAAUAAAGAGUUCGGUUUGUCUGAUUCAUUGGUAUUACAAACGCCUCCUUAAAUACAUAAUAUUUCCAGAACGAAUGCUUUGGUUUAUAACAUGAGCUAUAGCAGAAGUAAUUUAGUCACCGCAGUGCUUGAUUAUUCUCGGAACAAUACCAUCAAUUCUUGUUGAUUUGCUUGGAUUCAAUUUAUCUGUAAUUUUCUUAACUUCGAAGGCUGAUAUAUAGUCAAUAUUAAAUGUGGCAUACUUAAGUUAGUUAGCAAUAAUUUUCUGGAGUUUUGAAAAAAUUUGCUUAAUAAAACAUGUCUUUUCAAUAAUAUUCGAAAUAUUGACAAAAUGCUCAUUCAUAGCAUCUAAAAUCUGCGAUUGGUCUAUUAUAAGCAUAUCUUUAUAAACAAGUGUGGAAGGUAUUGAAUUUUUAUGUUUUACAUCUCCAGAAAUGUUCUUAAUACUUUUCCAUGAAUAACUGGUUGAUGUAUUAUUUUUAAAGGCAUUGUUAUAAAGGUUCUUUUUACUUUUCUUUGUCCUACUAUAUAUUUUAUUUCUUUAAAUUUUGUAUUCGUCGAAUGAUUUGCUUUAUGUAGUUUAUUUCGUUCAUUAAUAGCGUCUUUUUCAUCCGUGAACCAUUCUGGCUGUACGUCGCGUUUUAUUUUUUUUUCUUUUAUUGGUGCAUGUUUAGAUAAUCAAUGUUAAUAUCACUUAGAAUAUGUAAAUCAUCAUCAUCUUCUUCUUCUUCGUUCGCCUUAAUAGUCAGACCAGUAGCCUCGAUGAAACUUGUGGUUUGGUGUGAUUCAUAAUUCGAAAAGUAAUAAUUCAAAAGUAUCUGGUCGGUGAACAAAGGUAAAUAGGCCUGGCCUAGAGUUUGGGAAGUUAACCUCAAUACAAACAGAGUCAAUAUCAGAAUUUUCUAUAUCGUAUUGGCGUCUAUAGGGGAUUGUGUCUGCAAUCUAUACCAUAACUUCUCCACCCUUUUUAUUCUUUCGAUCCUUUCUUUCAAAAGCAAGAUGAUUUAUUUGUAUAUGUAAAGAUUUAUCACUUACACUGUCUGUUAAAAUGUUUCAUUUAAUCCAAUAAUGUCAGUCGAAUUGGGUAAAGAUAAAUGGUACUUUAAUUCAUCUAGCUUUAGCAAUAAAUGUUGAAUGUUUAAACUAGCAGUAUGAAGUCCCUUAAUGUCAUAACAAAAUGGAAGUAUUUCAUCAUAUUUCUGAUUACAUUUGUCCAAAUUUGUAGAUUUUGUUUUAUUAUUUUGAGAAAAAUAAACUGAUUGGUUACCUGUCGCA